This is a messenger RNA of Scutellospora calospora, 309 nucleotides long. NCBI's taxonomy places the organism in Eukaryota, Fungi, Glomeromycota, Glomeromycetes, Diversisporales, Gigasporaceae. The record is from the annotation of a GenBank genome assembly.
AUGAGUGAUGAACUUAAUUCCAAAGUUGAUAAAACUAUUGCUGAAAACUUCGUAGUGGUUUUUAGUAAAAGUUAUUGUCCUUAUUGUAGCAGUACUAAAAAAAUCCUUGAGGAUAAGAAUGUUAAAUAUGUAGCUUGGGAACUAGAUCAAAUGGGAGAAGACGGGCCGGCAGUUCAAAAUUACCUUGUUGAAAAGACUAAUCAAAGAACCGUUCCAAAUAUCUUUAUUAAGCAACAACAUAUUGGUGGAAACGACAAACUUAGAGAACUUAAAGAUAGUGGUGAACUAGAUAAAUUAUUGACUUCCUAA